AUGGUCAAGGAUAAAGGUGAGGGUGAAGGGACCAAGCCCUCUUCAGAAGCCAUGGGUGUCACCAAGAUUCAGAAUGACACAGUUAAGGCAAGGGAAGUAGAGGCCAAAGAUAUUUCUCCCCUUCAACCAGAUAAAAAAGAAGUCGCUCUUCCUUCAGCCAAAAUCCGAAGCAGGUCAGCUGCUUCUGGUGGUGCCCCUGCUGCUGCUGCUGCCAAGGAGGAAGAGAAGAAUGAGCCUGCAGAGGAAUCUGACGAUGACAUGGGUUUUAGUUUAUUUGACUAA
Molecule: messenger RNA, 282 nt
Organism: Quercus robur (English oak)
Lineage: Eukaryota; Viridiplantae; Streptophyta; Magnoliopsida; Fagales; Fagaceae
Product: 60S acidic ribosomal protein P2-like
Exons: 2
Coding region: 1-282 (93 amino acids)
Source: RefSeq, a predicted model, not a curated record